UUUAUAAAAGAAGUUGGGCAUCAACACCACUUGCAACCACAUUCUUCCCCAUCUCUAAGCUUUCUCGGACAACCACGUCAAUGGCAACCUCAACCGUGAAUGAAGUUCGCCCUCCCACUUUGUCUUCCUCCUCCGACCCACCUCCUGUAUUUGAUGGAACUACCAGGUUGUACAUGAGCUAUGGGUGCCCAUUUGCACAACGCGUAUGGAUUACGAGGAACUAUAAGGGACUACAAGACAAGAUCCAGUUGGUUCCUCUCGACCUUCAGGACAAGCCUGCUUGGUAUAAAGAGAAAGUCCACCCUGAAAAUAAGGUGCCAUCGCUGGAGCAUGAUGGGAAGGUUUUAGGUGAAAGUCUCGAUUUGAUCAAAUACGUGAACGCUAAUUUUGAAGGGCCAGCUCUACUUCCUGAAGACCCCGCAAAGAAGGAAGCUGGGGAGCACCUGUUAUCGUAUGUUGAAACUUUUACCAGAAAUGUCUUUUCUUCCUUAAAGGGAGAUCCUGUAAAUGCAACCAGUGCUUCUUUUGAUUACGUGGAGAGUGCUCUUGGUAAAUUUGAUGAUGGCCCAUUCUUCCUCGGCCAAUUUAGUUUGGUGGAUGUCGCAUACGCUCCAUUUAUUGAAAGAUUCCAAAUAAUCUUUUCUGAGAUAUUUAAGCACGAUAUAGCGGCUGGAAGACCUCGACUAGCGGCAUGGAUUGAGGAGCUGAACAAGGACGAUGCUUACAAACAAACAAAACUUGAUCCCGCUGAGUUUGUCGAAGUUUUCAAGAAGCGCUUCCUGGGGUAAGCUGUAGGAAUGAGAUCAGCAAGCUUGGAUUCGUUUGGGACACCGGUCAUCAAAUUAUAGGAGAGUUACUUGCGUGGAAUGUCUGAAGUGAAUUUACAGUUUAUAAUAAUAUAAUAAUUUCUGUGAAAGUGUGUGCGCACCAUUACAUUGUACUAAGAUUUUGAAUUCCUGUAAAAUUAAAUAAAGAAACGUCGGUUGCAAGAAUAAAAUAUUUUUCUUAUGGAUAGCACGAAAUACUCCGAUAAUAAUGCAAAUUAAAUUCACAUGA
This is a messenger RNA of Neltuma alba, 1056 nucleotides long. RefSeq names its product glutathione S-transferase L3-like. The transcript has 10 exons. Gene Ontology annotation, biological process: protein glutathionylation. The record is from RefSeq and is a predicted model, not a curated record. The coding region runs from base 81 to 788 and encodes 235 amino acids. Gene Ontology annotation, molecular function: glutathione transferase activity. NCBI's taxonomy places the organism in Eukaryota, Viridiplantae, Streptophyta, Magnoliopsida, Fabales, Fabaceae.